Messenger RNA from Alexandromys fortis (reed vole), 890 nucleotides. RefSeq names its product cytidine deaminase (gene Cda). Gene Ontology annotation, cellular component: cytosol. The transcript is spliced from 4 exons. The record is from RefSeq and is a predicted model, not a curated record. Gene Ontology annotation, molecular function: cytidine deaminase activity; zinc ion binding. NCBI's taxonomy places the organism in Eukaryota, Metazoa, Chordata, Mammalia, Rodentia, Cricetidae.
CUGGCCAGUGCAGGCAGACAGCCAGCAUCGGUUUCCUCUCUUCACUGCAGCCGGCUCACCCACUCCGGACCGACAUGGCCCAGGAACGCCCCUCCUGUGCCGUGGAGCCCGAGCACGUCCAGCGACUGGUGCUGUCCUCUCAUGAGGCCAAGAAGUCAGCCUAUUGCCCUUACAGCCGCUUCCCUGUUGGGGCUGCCCUGCUCACCGGGGACGGGAGGAUCUUCUCCGGCUGCAACAUUGAAAAUGCCUGCUACCCACUGGGUGUGUGUGCGGAGCGGACUGCCAUUCAGAAGGCCAUCUCAGAAGGGUACAAGGAUUUCAGGGCUAUUGCUAUCGCCAGCGACUUGCAGGAAGAGUUCAUCUCUCCGUGAGGAGCCUGCCGACAAGUUAUGAGAGAGUUUGGCACUGACUGGGCCGUGUACAUGACCAAGCCAGAUGGCACAUACGUAGUCAGGACAGUCCGAGAGCUGCUGCCGGCCUCGUUUGGGCCUGAAGACCUGCAGAAGAUUCACUGAAGGCAAGAGCGUGCCUGCCUAUGUGAGCCUGGGUUCCCUACCUAAAGGACAGGCCCUGGAAGAUUUCAUAAUGAUGCUGUUCCUGGCUGGACCUGGAGACACCUGCCACAUGGGUCCCAAAUGGCCAGGCAAGGGAGACCUUGAUUCCCACACCACAGUCUUCCCUAGAGUGAUGGAAGUUGUCCCUCUGCCUCGGCCCAAAGCCAGCGUCCUUCUGGGGACUCUGAGCACUGUGCUCCUUCCUCUUCCUCCUGCAGGCAGGCCCUGGCAUUCCAGGCCUGGUCUGCCUUCCUGCCAGCCUUUCAAGGCUCUGUCCUGUUCCCUGUGACUCUUCUGAUUAUAAACACCACAGAACAUUCUGGCUGAGAAAAAUGA